AUGAUUCUCCUCGGCUAUCUCUGGCUUACGCUUGGGUUGAUCGUUUUGCUCACCCAAGCGGUUGAAACAACUACAGCAGAUGAGUCCACCGCCACGACCGCCAGUCUCCUUAAGAUCUGGGAUCUUGAUAGUGGCUGCGAUAAUGAGAUUCAGUAUGUUGAAGACUCAAUGAGUAUUGCUCUGGACAUCGUUACUGCUGCCCACGACGCUCUUGAAUUCGUUGCUGGCCCAAUGCCGGAUGAGAAAACACACAAAGAACGCUUAAACAGAUGGAAAUCUAUUUACAAGUGUUGCAUGGGAUUCUUAGGCUUCAAGCCUGCUAAACAGACUAAUUACCUCCGAGAAGUCACAGCUCUCUUUGCGAAGAUGAAACGAACCAUUCCUGCAGACCAGGGGGACCCAGCCCACGGAUAUGUCUACGGGCUAAGAGAUCUUCCUAACGCCAAGCCAAAAUUGAUGUGUGGUGAGAAUGCAGGAGAAGAGAAGUGGAAAUGGUACAGCGUCACCGAUAUCUUGCCCGGUGAGCGUGUACCCAUUUCUGAUAUGGAGCAAUAUCGGAAAAUCGCCUUUGAAUAUCCAGGAUUAUGGGCGUUUGACCAUCGUCUUAUAUGGGCCGAUAACGAAGACGAGAAGCCAAUCCUCUGCCAGGAUGGUUGGCUCGGUGCCGUUGCCUGGGACAAAGAUAUUGUAGUCUUCUGCGAUGAGAUGUUUCAGGCUCAAGCGAAGGCCACAAAAUCGCCCCGGGAAUGGAAGAGAUCAGGCAUUGUAGCAGGUGCCAAAUUGAAUGACUAUCAUCAGAAUCACUUAUCCGUCAUCAUGGUUCAUGAGAUUUGUCAUUGGUUUGGUGGUGCAGUGAGGGAUGCGAAGGGCAUCCCAGGGCCUAUUGUCGAUGACCAAACUGCGAUAGAUGGAAGCGGUCGGCCGAUUUAUAGGAUAAAUCACAGAAACAGGGUUUUAGAAGUCGAGCCAAGCCGCAUUGAGGCCGAAACAAAGGGUUACGAGCGUGUUAUGACAUUAUUGACUGCUUGGUGCUCAGACGGUAGCAACAUGGUUUUUAACCUUGCAAGGUGCGAAGACAAGGUAAACAAAAAUUACUGCGGCCCCGAAAAAGCUCUAAAGAAUGCCGAUUCACUGGCAUUAUUUGCUCUGGCGAUGUAUUACGACCAAUGGGAUUGCCCUCGAGACCCCAACGCUGAAGAAAAGGAGCGUGAACGGAAUGAGCGUUGGGAGGCUCGUGUUAAGGAACUCACUCUGCUUCCCACUCCCAGACCUCGAGCCCUAACGCCGGAUUUAUACCUUCUAUCCAGCUCUAUUACCUCCACUGCUUCUGCCUCCGGUCCGAGGCCCAGGUAUCAAGAGACUUGCUUCUGGUUUCGAGUUCCACCAAAUAUCCGGAGGGACAUUCUUAGACUAGCAUUCGGAGAUACCCGCAUUCAUAUAAAUCUGGAGUACAACCAUCCGCAUAUUGCCCAUCCAGAGAGUUCCAAUCUUCACUGUGGGAUCGUCGUCGGCCCCGGAGAUUAUCCAGGUGAAGAGACUAGGGUUCUUGAUGAAACUAAGCCAGCGACAUGGCAAUGGUGGAGUUCGAGAUGUCACCGCUCCUAUCCUGACGAGAUAAAGGGCCAAGGCCCUAUGACCCGAGGGGGGGCUUUAGGGCCAUGGGUUGACUGUUGUCGCAACGGAGGCGACUCUAGGAUUUGCGAGGCAUGGAAAGAACAGGAAGGGCCUUUAGCCUGUCACGUUGGUGUAAUGGGCUGGCUUCUUUCUUGCAGUCAGAAUUACUUGGAGACAGUUGAUAUCCUGUACUCCACGAACACUCUGAUACUACAAGGUUCAAGUAUGAUCAACCGUCUUCCACAGAUAUUACUCCCUCAGCGUCUUGCCACAGUGACUUCUCUCGAAGUUAUCUGGCCUUUCAAGACCAAGUGCACUCCCCACAAAGAAUAUGAUGAUCUGGAUCAGGAUCAUCUCAGAUCUGUGUUGGAUCUACUGUUGCCAUCCCAGUUUCCUGUAUUGCGACGGCUCUACAUCUGGUUUAACGACGGCCAAGAAUGCUUCCUCGGGAUUGCUGGCCUUGAGACAUAUAAAGAGAUAAUUCUUCGACAAUUGGAUUCAUUCAUUCAGCGCAUGACUCACCUCACGGAGUGCGCUUUUGCACUUCCGGACUACUUCUUUCGAACGCUGCACCAUGAAGCUACAGAAACUCUUGAAAAUAGCGAUGGCAUAAGUUCCUAUUAUAAUAGACGGUCUUACCAGCAGGUCUGGCGAGACUUCAAUGGAAACAUGGCGGCUGUGGUGUUGCCAUAUGUCGACAGCUAUCCCAGGCCUCCAUACCAGGUCGUCCAAGAAGAUGAGCAAGUCGCUGGGUAUUGGAUUCUCGAAGCUUCGGAUGAUGAGAUAAUGGAUAGUCAAGAUGAGCCCGUCAACUGGUGUGGGUCGUCAUCGUGGUAUAAUGUCCCAGUUACUACCCCGUAG
This is a messenger RNA of Fusarium subglutinans, 2475 nucleotides long. RefSeq lists its product as uncharacterized. The record is from RefSeq and is a predicted model, not a curated record. Bases 1 to 2475 code for a protein of 824 amino acids. The transcript has 7 exons. NCBI's taxonomy places the organism in Eukaryota, Fungi, Ascomycota, Sordariomycetes, Hypocreales, Nectriaceae.